GCUGCCGGUUGUUAACGGUCACGGCCGCACGAAAAACAAUUAAAAUACCUAUUAAGAAACAAAUUAUUACUCGACGUCCGAUACGCUAUCAUAGAUAAUAGACUAUAAAAUCGGUGGUUACGGUUAACGACGUACGUAAUACUUGUAGCCGUUUCGAUUUUCAGCAGUCCGAUGUCUUAGGUUUAAUGUUACCGAGCGAGCACUUUUCAAUCCUCAUUUCGUUUUAAAGUGAUUGAACCGCGGCAGUGGACGUCCCUACAAAACUACAACUAGACGAAUUUUUUCCGUUUUACCGUCCGGACGGCUCGCCACCAAUUUCGUGAAAUAAAUCCCUUGUGAGUGUGUGAACGGAAAUUUAAAAUGAAGAAAAAGGUAUUGUUGAUGGGCAAAAGCGGCUCUGGCAAGACCAGCAUGCGAUCAAUCAUCUUCGCUAACUACAUAGCAAAGGACACCAGGCGAUUGGGAGCUACCAUUGAUGUUGAACACUCUCACGUACGGUUUCUGGGCAACCUAGUGCUCAACUUGUGGGACUGUGGAGGACAAGAAGCUUUCAUGGAGAACUAUUUCGUCAGUCAACGAGAGAAUAUAUUUCGCAACGUAGAAGUGCUCAUUUAUGUAUUUGAUGUGGAAAGCAGAGAUGAAGAGCUCAAAAGGGAUUUAAGAUAUUAUCAGACAUGUCUCAGUGCGAUUUAUGAAAAUUCUCCAUCCGCCAAGGUAUUCUGUUUGAUACAUAAAAUGGAUUUGCUGCAAGAAGAUCAAAGGGAUAAAAUAUUUUCUGAACGUGAAAAUGAAAUUAUUAACAUGUCUAAACCUGUAAAGUGUAUUUGUUUCAAGACAUCUAUUUGGGAUGAAACAUUGUAUAGAGCUUGGUCUUCAAUUGUGUAUAAAUUAAUACCAAAUGUCAAAGAACUUGAACAAAGCUUAAAACUGUUUGCUGAACUCAUGGAUGGUGAUGAAGUUUUAUUGUUUGAACGCGCCACAUUUCUUGUAAUAUCUCAUUGCCAACGUAAUCUACAUCGUGAUAUUCAUAGAUUUGAAAAAGUGUCCAAUAUCAUAAAACAAUUUAAGCUCAGUUGUAGUAAAGUAGCUGCUCAGUUUCAAAGCAUGGAAGUUAGAAACUCCAACUUUGCAGCAUUUAUUGAUUUAUUUACAACCAACACUUACAUUAUGGUUAUUAUAUCUGAUCCACGAAUUCCAUCAGCAGCAACUUUGUUAAAUAUAAAAAAUGCUCGUAAACGUUUUGAAAGAUUGGAACGUACCACUCAAUCCCAUCAGAAUAACAGAUAAGAAAUAGUACUGAAUGCCUUAGUAUAAGGGUCUUGACAUUCAUUCUAUAAAUUUGUCAAUUAUUAAUGGUUUAUUAUAGAAAUAUUAUCUUUUAGGCGGUCGAGCAUUUUUUUUUUCUCGUUAUAAUAUUGUUUAUUAUUAUAUUUAAUAAUAUUACUUAUUUGGUUAUUUAGAAUAAUCAAGUUUUCUGGCUUGAUGAAUCUUACAAUAUUUCUGUUUCUUUGUUAAUUAUAAAUAUAGUUGUUUAAGAGUAUAUUUUUUUAUUUU
Molecule: messenger RNA, 1554 nt
Organism: Sipha flava (yellow sugarcane aphid)
Lineage: Eukaryota; Metazoa; Arthropoda; Insecta; Hemiptera; Aphididae
Gene: RagA-B
Product: ras-related GTP-binding protein A
Exons: 1
Coding region: 361-1287 (308 amino acids)
Biological process (GO): regulation of autophagy; positive regulation of TOR signaling; cellular response to starvation
Cellular component (GO): nucleus; lysosome; Gtr1-Gtr2 GTPase complex
Molecular function (GO): GTPase activity; GTP binding
Source: RefSeq, a predicted model, not a curated record